Messenger RNA from Acaromyces ingoldii, 1827 nucleotides. RefSeq names its product putative sphingosine-1-phosphate lyase. Gene Ontology annotation, biological process: carboxylic acid metabolic process; sphingolipid catabolic process. NCBI's taxonomy places the organism in Eukaryota, Fungi, Basidiomycota, Exobasidiomycetes, Exobasidiales, Cryptobasidiaceae. The coding region runs from base 1 to 1827 and encodes 608 amino acids. The record is from RefSeq and is a predicted model, not a curated record. Gene Ontology annotation, molecular function: pyridoxal phosphate binding; sphinganine-1-phosphate aldolase activity. Gene Ontology annotation, cellular component: endoplasmic reticulum. The transcript has 3 exons.
AUGCCGCCCACCUCGAGCCAGUCGGCGGCGGCCAGGAGCGCCCCCGUCACGCCGGCGGGCAAGCCGGGCGCAGGCAGGCCGGGCGGCUACGGCCUCGUGUCGCUCCUCGCGGCCCAGGUCCUGACGAUUGACAAUGCCCGCACGCUCGUCUUCUACGUCGUCGUCUACCGCUAUGCGCUCCGGCUCUGGCGGCACAUUCGCGCGUACGGCGUCACCACGAGCCUCUACCAGCUGUACCACGCCUUUUCCAAGCGCCUCCUCACGCUCCUCCUGCGGAUCCCCGCGGCGAAGCGCAAGGUGGCGCGCGAGCUCGAUGCAGCGACGGCCGAGCUCGAGACGAAGCUGGUGCCUGCGAGCGAGCACAUUGGCACCAACCGCGCGCUGCCGGCCUAUGGCCGCGACAUCGACUGGCUCAUGGAGGAGCUCCGCAAGCUGCAGAUGCUCGAGGCUGGGUCUGGGUCUGGGUCUGGGUCUGGCUCAGCUGCAGCCUCAGCGACAGGGGCAGGUGCAGUUGCAGUUGCAGGCGGCGGCACUGGCUCAGCACCCUGGGAGCAGCGCGACGGCCAGCGCGUCUGGCAGGGCGGCAAGAUCAGCGGCGCCGUCUACCACGGCGGGAGCGAGAUGAGCGACGUGCUGGCCGAGGCCGUCAAGAUGUUUCUCGUCUCGAACCCGCUCCACCCCGAUGUGUUUCCCGGCGUGCGCAAGAUGGAGGCCGAGGUCGUCUCGAUGGUCCUCCGCCUCUACAACGCACCCGACUCGGCCGCGGGCACCACCACCUCGGGCGGCACCGAGUCGAUCCUGAUGGCCUGCAAGACGGCCCGCGAGUGGGGCCGCGCUACCAAGGGCAUCACCGAGCCCGAGAUGGUCGUCUCGACGAGUGCGCACGCCGCCUUUGACAAGGCCGGCGCCUACUUUGGCAUCCGUGUCAUCCACAUCGACGUCGACCGUGUCACGCGCAAGGUCAAGGUCGAGAGCAUGCGCCGGGCCAUGAACCCAAACACUGUCCUCGUCGUCGGCAGCGCGCCCAGCUUUGGCGAGGGCAUCAUCGACGACAUCCCUGCCAUUGCCAGCCUCGCCCGCCGCCGCAACGUCCUCUGCCACGUCGACUGCUGCCUCGGCUCCUUCCUCGUCCCCUACCUCGAGCGUGCCGGCCUGGCCUCGGAGCCGUUUGACUUCCGCGUCGACGGCGUUACCAGCAUCUCGUGCGACACGCACAAGUACGGCUUCGCACCCAAGGGUUCCAGCAUCGUCAUGUACCGCUCCAAUGCCCUCCGCCGGCACCAGUACUACAUCCAGCCCGACUGGCCCGGCGGCGUGUAUGCGAGCCCAUCGAUGGCUGGUUCACGCCCGGGCGCCCUCAUCGCGGGCACGUGGGCCGCCAUGAUGCGCAUGGGCGACGAGGGCUACACGCAGUCGUGCCGCCAGAUCGUCGGCGCGGCGCGGCGCAUCGAGCGCGCCGUCCGCGACGAGAUCCCAAAGCUGCGCGUCAUGGGCCGACCCCUCGUCAGCGUCGUCGCCCUCUCGAGCGCAGGCAGCGUCAACAUCUACGAGGUCGGCGACAAGAUGUCGGCCAAAGGGUGGCACCUCAACGGCCUCGCCACCGACCCGCCGGGCAUCCACCUCGCCUGCACCCGCCUCACCGUGCCCGUCGUCGACGACUUUGUCCGCGACCUCAAGGCCGCCGUCAAGGAGGCCCGCGUCCGCAAUGCCAAGGCCCAAGGGUCCAUGGCCAUGCUCUACGGCCUCGGCUCCAGCAGCGCCGUGGGGCCCAGCCUCGUCAAGGAGAUGGCUGCCCGCUUCCUCGACACCCUCUACCUCGUCAAGUAG